Messenger RNA from Paramecium tetraurelia, 1686 nucleotides. RefSeq lists its product as uncharacterized. The transcript is spliced from 2 exons. NCBI's taxonomy places the organism in Eukaryota, Ciliophora, Oligohymenophorea, Peniculida, Parameciidae. The record is from RefSeq and is a predicted model, not a curated record.
AUGAAAGCUCUCUUGUAAUAAACUAUGCAAUAAAUUAAAUUAGACUAAGAAUUGAAGAAACUUUUAGCUCAUAGAAGUGAUUCUUAAGAUAUUUUAAUGAAAUUAUAAUCGAUCUUUGAAUAGGCGCUUGAUGAUCAUACGGAAUUAUAUUGGAAGAAAGAACAUGCUCAUACGAAAGCACAAUUGGAAUGCUCUAUUUAAGAAUGCCUUUCAUUAAGACAUGAUUUAAGAGAGAUGGAUGAGGAUAGAACAGAAAAGUAAAAAAUAAUCAAAGAACAAAAUUAAUAAAUAAAUGAAUUGUAAGAGGCCUUGGAAGAAAUCGAAUAGAAAUUAAAUAUUAUGCAAGAAAAUGUGUUGUAAUAAAAAUAAGAAUUGGCUGAGGAAUUUGAACAAAAUUUGAAUUAAAUAUAAGAUAGUUAUAAAUAAAAAGAAUAAGAGUAAUUUUAAAAUUUAUAAUAAAAACUGGCAGAAUUGGAAUAUGUAGUUAGCGAUUAAUAAGCUGCUUUAACAAAAGAAAGAGAAUUGUAGCAACAUGCUGUGAAGGAUUUUAAGUAAUUAAAGGCAUCACUAAAAACCGAAUAGGAAACAGUAACAUAAUUAAGAUAAUAAAUACAGAGCAUGAAAAAAACAAAUGAGACCUUAAAUAUUGAUAAGCAAUGCUUGGAAAAUAGGUCAAAGCAAUAGAAAUAAUAAAAUGAAGCACAAUAUAAAUAAAUAAAAUCCUUAGAAACUAAAGUAAUAGACAUAACUGAAGAGUUGGAAAGGUAUAAGAAAAAGUAUCAAUAAGAAUAAGCUAAUAUAAAAACAUAACAAAAUGAUCAAGAGAAAAUCUAUAAGAGGAAAUUGAGAAAUUAUAAACUCAAGGUGGAUGAAAUUAGGAAUAAAAUUAAAUCAAAUUUACAAAAGAUAUUUUAGAGUCUAAAAUUGGAUAUGGAAACAUUUAGAUUAUAAAUAUUAAAAGAGUUACAACUGGUUUCAACAUAAACUUGUUAAAUGGUGGCUAAAUAAUUGAAAUUGGAUAAUGAUUUAGCCUAAAGAGAAUUCUCUGAUAAAAUGGAAUAAAUUAGAUAUUCAAUGUAAUCUCAUUUUAAAAACACUUUAGAAAAACAAAUUUAAGAAUUUGAAUCUAAAGAUAUUCAAAUGAAGAAUGAGUAUGAAUUAAUCAUCAAGACUUUAAAGGCUUAAAUAUAGGGUCUUGAAGAUGUAUAAAAGGAUUUAGAAAGAGAGAUUUAGUUAAAAUAAAUGGAAUCUUAAGAAAACUAAUUAAAUUUAUAAGAGAAGGUAGAAAUAUUGACAGAAUAAUAAAAAUAACUAUAAGAACUGUCAAAUCAAGCAAAAGACUAAUUGAAUUUGUUGAUGGAAUAGGAAGAAUAGAUUAAAGCUUUGAGGGAGUAGAAUGAAAAGUAUUCUCGUAAGGCAAUGCAAUAUGAAGAUUAUGUAAGUAAAUAAGCAAUUUUAUACUAAUCCCAAAAGGUUGAUGAAAAGAUGUUUAGAAAGCAAUAUGAAGAUGUUACAGAAUCAAAUUAACAUUUAAAAAAAUAAAUUAAAAUUUUGUAAGAACAAUAACAAAGCGACUAAUUUGCUAUAACCAAACUAAAAACUUAGGUUUCAUCAGCCAAAUUAAAUACUAUAAAAGAUGUUGAAGAAAGACAUUUAAUAAGACUAUAAAAUAUAAGAAAAAUCUGA